AUGAAGAAGUGCUUGGGGUCCUCGGGCCUUUUGGCGCUGGCCCUGUUGGGUCGGCCCAUCAUGGCGUACUAUCUACCCGGUGUGAACAUCCACUCAUUCCAAGAAGGAGACGAAAUCAAGCUGAAAGUGAACAAGAUGACUUCGACACAGACUCAAUUUCCUUUGGACUACUACAAAUUUCCUUUUUGUCAGCCCAAGGAUGGAGUCAAGAUGGAUAAUGAAAACCUGGGCGAGUUUCUGGAGGGAGAUCGCAUCGAGUCCUCUCCCUACCUCCUCAAAAUGAAACAAGACAUGUUUUGUGAGCAAGUCUGUGUGGCAAAUCUUGGCCGGGGGGAACAGCCACACUUGAACUCCAACAAGAUGGUCAAGGUCAUUCGCAAGAAUUAUCACAACAACUGGAUCGUCGACAACUUGUCUGCUGCCUCAAAGAUUGAAAAUGACGAAGUUGUCACCACCCGGUAUUGGCAAGGGUUCCCAGUGGGUUUUGUUGCGGAUGAUAACAAAAAAGCCUACAUUCACAAUCACGUCAACAUUGAGCUAUUCUACCACAAAGCCACUGAUUUGCCGGUAGGGGAGAAUUCCAUUCCAGAAUACCGGAUUGUCAAAUUUAUGGUCGAGCCCUUUUCCAUUAAACACGACUAUGAUGCGACGGAAACCGAGGACGACUCGGAAUCGCUUGCCACUGGACCGGACCAUCUUCUUCCACUGGUCGCAAAAAUCGCCAACCCAAUUGCUUCCUGCGAUUCAUCCAUUCCGUACAGUGAGCGACUUCAUACCACCUACAACAUGGUGGUGGAAACUGGACGAGAACCUCAACCUGCUUCUGGAAAGGCCCUGUUUACGUAUGAUGUUACUUGGACGGAAGACCCCACAACAACCUGGGCUUCUCGUUGGGAUGUCUACUUGAAUAUGAACGGUGCCAUCCCAGCCAAAGUCCAUUGGGUUUCUAUUUUCAACUCGAUGGUUAUUGUCUUUGUCUUGAGUGCCAUGAUUGCUGCUAUUUUGGUUCGUAAUCUGCGCCGUGAUUUUGCCCGAUACAACAAAUUGGCUACCGAUGAAGAAAAGGCAGAAGACCUGGAAGAAUUCGGGUGGAAGCUGGUCCAUGCGGAUGUCUUUCGUCCGCCUUCAACCUACCCCAUGCUUUUGUCAGUGGGAUGUGGUACUGGUGCUCAAAUAUUGCUCAUGGUCUUUUUCACUGUCAUUUUUGCCGCUCUGGGAUUGCUGAACCCAGCUCGACGAGGCACGUUGCUCAUGGCAGAAAUGAUCAUUUUUGUCUUGAUGGGAGGAGUCAAUGGAUUUGUCACAGCCUGUCUUUACAAGACUUUCAAAGGAAAGGCCUGGCAACAAGCUACUACCAUGACAGCUGUUUUCUUUCCAGGUGUUCUAUUUGCCUCUUUCAUUUUCUUGAACAUUUUGGCAUGGUCCCAGGACAGCACUGACCGAGUUCCCUUUACUACACUCUUGGUGCUCAUUGUUCUUUGGUUUGGAAUCAGUACACCUUUGGUCUUUGUGGGAGCCUACUUUGGAUACAAGCGGGAUGCCAUUGAGUUCCCUGUCAACACUUCAUCCAUUCCCCGUCAGAUCCCAGAUCAGCCAUGGUUCAUGGGACUCCCCUUUACUUUGUUUGUUGGAGGCAUUCUACCCUUUGGAUCCUGCUUUGUUGAGCUGUACUACAUUCUUGCUUCAGUGUGGCAAGAAUACUACUACUAUGUCUUUGGAUUCCUUCUCAUGGUCUUUUUCAUCUUGCUGGUGACUUGUGCUGAAAUUACUGUCCUUUUCACCUAUUUCCAGCUUUGUUCUGAGAAUUAUCACUGGUGGUGGAGAGCCUUUGGCAAUGCUGGAUCGACUGCCAUUUGGGUCUUUUUGUACUCAAUGGUUUAUUUCCAACAACUCCAAGCAAACACCAUGGCCACUUAUUUCUUGUACUUUGGAUACACUGGUUUGGUCUGCUUGGGAAUGUUCUGCAUGAUGGGCUUUGUUGGUGUUGCUUGUUCCCUCUGGUUCAACAAGGUCAUCUUUGCUUCCAUCAAGAUUGAUUAG
Seminavis robusta is the source of this 2040-nucleotide messenger RNA. The record is from the annotation of a GenBank genome assembly. Lineage: Eukaryota; Bacillariophyta; Bacillariophyceae; Naviculales; Naviculaceae.